Racocetra persica is the source of this 273-nucleotide messenger RNA. Lineage: Eukaryota; Fungi; Glomeromycota; Glomeromycetes; Diversisporales; Gigasporaceae. The record is from the annotation of a GenBank genome assembly.
AUGAAUCUGGAUAUUUUCCCAGAACCUUUUUUAGAACUUGAAAAAAACUUGCUAAAGUCAACGCGUAAAAUUCUCUUAGGGAUUAAGCAUUCAUUAGGUGCGCAAUAUGAUGGGAAGGGGCAAAAUGAAAAGAUUGUAAGGAGUAAUGAAAUGAUGGGAAGGGGCAAAAUGAAAAAUUGCAAGAGUAAUGAAAAUAUUUGGAAAGGGCGCAAUGAAAAUAUUUGGAAAGAGUGCAAUGAAGGAUUGGAAGAGCGCAAUGAAGGAUUGGAAUAG